AUGGCGAGACUCACGGGGUCGUGGAAGACCCUGUUGCCCCUUGCGCUUCUGGGAGGGCAGGGCUUUGCGCAAUCAUGUCUUGAUGCCAUCAACGACGGCCAGGUCGACGCCUGUGUCUGCAACGAGCUCGAAUACGUCGUCAGCUACGUCGCUUACGUCGCGCUCUCAACAUCGCUUACAUCCAACUGCGAAGCGCUACCGACUUCGACACUAAAGACUUCAGCAUCUUCCUAUACCUCGGUUUCGGAUCCCUCAGGGAACUCAUCAUCAGACGCGUAUGGGAAUGGAGGAACUUUCACAGAUAGGGGCAGCUUUGCUCAGGCGACUGCUGGGGGCAACUUCCUGCCCAGGAGACAGCUUCCAUCUGGCGCAUCGUCAUUCGAUUUCCGACUACCGUAUUACACUAUAACGAGGUCCGGAACAGCUUCGGCAACCCCGAUUACGGUGUCGAGCUUCAACAACUACACGAGUCUUUUCACAACAAACCCCAUCUCGACGGCCCAGACUCUGGUAGUAUCGACGCCAACCGCAGCCGCCUCCGACGACCGAUCACUCGCUCGUGGCACAAUCUGGGUCGCCAUUCCGGAUGGCAGGAUCGACUAUCCACCUCCAGUAACAUCGACGGUGUACUGGAGUGGGAAUGGCUCGCUCUCUGCUCCGUCUACGAUCUCGACUAUCCCGCCAAAGGCCGAGACUUACAUCGUCGCCAUCAACAGACCGGCCGAUGCCUCUGCGCAGAGCGAUUUUCCAGCGCAAAGCAAUGCCCCGUCACAGAGCGAUCCUCUUCCGCAGAGCAAUGUUCCGCAGAGCAAUGUACCCCAGAGCAACAUUCCUCAGAGCGAUAUCCCUCAGAGCAAUAUCCCCCAGAGUGAUGCUCCCGCGCAGAGCAAUGCUGCGACACCGACCGACGUCACCUUCCCGCAGAGCUAUGAUCCUGCGCAAAGUGAUAGCCCCUUGCCGCAGAGCAAUGCGCCCGCGCCGAACGACCCGAGACCUUUCGUCACAUCGGUUGUUCAAUACUCCGGCUCUGCCUCAGUCAACGGCCCGACGACAGUUAGCAUCAUUUCUCCGGAUGGUGAUCAGGCUGGAACAGUUGUGGUGGCAGUGCCCCCGAUUGCUUCCGCCGGAGGAGGCUCACCUCCUUCAUUCAUCACGUCCGUGGUGCCGAACCAGUCGCCGUCUGAACCUGGCCCGGGAGGAAAUGGCGUCAGUCAACCCCUUUUCAACAUUGGAACCGAGGGUUUGGUGGCUUCUCAGGUCACAACUGAGAUUGAGUACACAAACUCUCUGGCUGCGACCGUGACUGUCACCAGAACUCUUGAUGCUUUUGUUGCGACUCCCAGCGGAACUCAGCCCGGUACAGUCUUCGUCAUCCAAGCGCCCUCGAACGCUGCGAACCCAGGUGCGGGAAGCACAGCGGGUACGGGUCCUGAUGGUCAGCCCCUUGAAGCCUCUUUUGCACCCGGCUCAGGAGCAACGGCAAACCCGAACCCAGGAAACCCUGCUGCUAGCAACGAUCCUGCACGAGGCCCUGCUGGAACUGGUGCGCCGGGUCCGAACGCUACUGGAGGCAGUGGACCGGGUCAGAACCCCGGCCAAUCUGGAUUACCGCCAUCCGGCCCCCAAGCUUCCCCCGCGGCUACGCCCGGAGGGUCAUCUCCUGGAGGCCCAGGUGACGUGGUUCAGCCCGGUCUUUAUGUGACUUCUGAGAUCCAGUACACAGGGACUCUCCAACUCCCAGGACGUGUAACAAUCUCUUCGAUUGCUCCGCAAGGGACGGCGUUGGGCACGAUCAUCGUUGCUGUUCCUCCCGGCCAGGCUUCAAACGGUGGUUCUGCUGGUCCUUCAAAUGGCGCCCUUCCGAACAACCAGUCACCGGCCGGUCAGCCAAACAACGCAGACCCAACAGCCUUCUUCAACACCCUGGCCGCACCUGGCGCGACGGGCGCUACCGGCGCUGGCAAUGCUGGCUCGGGAGCAUCAGCUCCUGUCAACGGCGGAACUCCUGGUGCUCCAGCAGCAACCGACCCUGCAACUGGACAGCCGCUGACAAACCCCGAUGUCUUGUCCGCGGCAGCAUACAUCACAUCGACCGUCACUUCCGCUGGCCUUAGUGUGCCGAGAACUACCAUCGCGACUAUUGCCCCUCAGGACUCCCGGCCAGGAGUGUUCGUUGUUGCGGUCCCGAAUAACCCAGUCAAUUCUGGAGGGUCAGCUGUUCCUCAGUCCAACGCUCCUGGUGCUCAAGCUCCCGGAGAAACUGUUCUGGCUCAGACUGUUCAGCCACAAGGUGCUGCGUCUUCAGCUGGAGCUCAGCCCAAUGUUCCCGACGCUCAGUCCAACGUUCCGGGAGCCCAGUCGAAUGUUCCAGGAGCCCAGUCCAACGUUCCUGGGGCUCAGUCUAAUGCUCCUGGUGCGCAAGCCCCUGGACAAACUGUUCUGCCUCAGACCAUUCAGCCUCAAGGUGGUGCUUCCUCGGCCGGAGCUCAGUCUAAUGUUCCCGGUGUGCAGGCUCCCGGGGCAACUGUGCAACCCCAAAGUGUUCAACCUCAAGGAGCUGCUUCUUCAGCUGCGCAGGGUAGUGUACCGGGACAAGCUGGGUCCCAAGGCGGUGUCAAUCCCGGUGCGACUGCAGCAACUCCGGGUGCCAACACCGUCCCGGGAGCCGGAGAUCCCUUGGCUCAGGGAAUUAUUACUGUCACCUCUACUGUUUUGUUUACGGGGCCGGGUCAGAUCACUGCUCCGACAGCAAUCUCUACGAUUCCAGCCAACGGUAAUAACCCGCCGACUGUUAUUCAGGCAAUUCCUGAUCUCUUCGUAACUGUUACCAUCACCGUCACCGCAGCGGACCCGACUCUUCAGCCGACGGCUUUCUCUACGGUGCAACCGACAGGGAACACUCCCGGUACAGUUCUAGUAGCAGCACCGGCUUCAUUCGUCACAUCACGAGUGCUCUUCACCGGUCCCGGCUCGAUCUCAGCGGCCACCCCAAUUUCGACGAUCUUGCCUCAAGGGACCACGCCAGGAACAAUCAUCUUGGCGCAACCCUUCGUGAGCGUCACAUCAUCCAGGCCUGGCAGCACUGCUAGAACCGGACCAGUGGGCACGGUAACAGUUGUGACUACGAUCUUCCCGUCCAACGGCCCUGCAACGGUAGUCUUUGCUGAGCCCGACCCGACAGCUCCGCUCUUCGGCUCCUUCGUGACAUCUGUUGCGAGUGCCGCGAGUAACAUUGCGUCUUCAGCUCUUGUUCCGGUGUCUACUGUCUUGCCACAAGGUUCAGUUCCCGGAACGAUCGUGUUGGGACAAUCCGCCGCGCAGACACAGCCUGCUCCAGCUAGCAGCGGAGGCGCAUCGCCUGCCAACACCCCAUCAGGUGCAGGAACAUCACCAACGGCGUUGGCCAACUCCAUCGCUAAUGGUCAGUCCUCACCUGCUGCUGGUGGUUCUCAAGCGGUGUCGUCCCCUGCUGGUGCUGCGACAUCGCCACCGGCUUUGGCCAAUUCCAUUGCUAGUGGCCAGUCCUCGCCUGCCGCUGCUGCUUCGCAAGCUGUGCCAUCAUCAUCUGCUCCGGGUAUCCCCAAUACGGGCGGACAGGCUGCUUCACCGGGGGCCUCUGCCGUAAGCUCGCAAGUGCCUUUGGACAACUCUCUCGGAAUUACUGGACCAACAACUCUUGCCACUGCUACCGUGGACCCCAACGAUCCUAACGGCACUCGGGGUGGUAGAGGUCUCGUGACUCGUCUGAUCACCUCAGCUGGUGUCACUGGAUCCACGACCGUAUCUACCAUUGUUCCCACGGACCCGCUGCUGGCAAUCACAGUUGUGGUCAUUGUACCGGCGCUUCAGCAACCUGCCAUAACUACUCCGGCUACUUCCAUCGGUAGAGGCAUCACAACCAGCUUCAUUACCUCUUCAGGGGUCACCGGAUCAACGACUGUCUCUACCAUCACUCCAACGGACCCGCUCCUGCAAAUCACAGUUGUGAUUAUUGUGCCAGCGCUUCUGCAACCUGCGGCAACUACUCCGGCCGUUUCGUCCGCUAAUACAGGUGUACAGGGGGCCUUGCAGACAUCUCCUGCUCCGGCCCAGUCAGCUACAUCAGUCCCAGCAGCGGUGUCAUCCUUGCUCGUGGACCCGGCGAUUCUAUCUUCAGCUAGCUCUGUCCUAGGUCAAUCUUUCGUUCCUACUCCGUCGAACUCGUCAUUGCCCCAGUCUUCUGCCGUGGCAUCUUCUGCGGCUCAGAGUUCCUCAGCUGGCCAGUCCAGUGUGCAGCAGCCAUCAACCACUCCCGCGGUUAGCUUGAGCGCUUCUCAACCCAUUUCAUCCUCGGUGGGAGGCACUCAAGUUGGGUCGUCUAACGCUGCGAGCAUCGCUCCUUCAAGCGACCCUGCUCUCGGACAGUCCUUUGUAAGCUCGGCUGGAGUUGGAACUUCAUCAGUUGAUCCAGCCGCUUCAUCGUCUGCAUCUGUGGGACCAGGAACGUUUGUUGCUAGCACCCCAGGCUCCAGCGGUGUUGUUUCUGCUACGCCAGGCGUUUCUCAAUCCGCAUCUGUUGACCCGCAGUCACUGGCAUCCUCGUCAGGAGCAUCAGCCUCCGGAGCACCUUCGUCAAGCGUUUUCUCGUCAGGGGCUGUUGGCUCUGUUUCGUCUUCGGGCUCUCCCCAAAGCUCGACAGCAGCUCCUGCCGUCUCCUCGUCAACAUUCCUGACUACUUCAGGCGGCUCAACCUUCUUGACUACAGUAGUCCAGACUUCAAGUGCUAUUCCGGAAAGCCAGGCAUUCCAGUCAAGCGGAACUGCGGCGUCCAGCGCAAGUGAUCUCGCCUCUGGAUCGCAGUCUGCUACUGCAAGCAUCUCAGUCUCACAGUCUGAGUUCGCUUCGUCCUCCGGCACUGCCCAAGUAUCUCCAAGCAUUGGCUCUAUCUCUUCAGAUCCGGUCGUCUCCAGUCAAUCUGCGGCAGAAACCCUCAGCUCCUCCGUGUCGAUCUCAGAUUUUGAUAUCUUCAGCUCAUCCUCAGCGCAAAGCCAGGCUAGCUCCGUGUCUGACUCUGCAUUCUCUAGCGGAACAUUCACUCAAUCUUCCGCUGCUCUCAGCUCGGAAAUUUCAUCAUUUGCGACCAUCUCUGAGAGUGCCAGCCCUGCUUCGUCAACAGGCCUUUUGACGUCCUCCGCUGAAACUCAGUCUGGCUUUACCUCCAGCUCUGAAGCACUCGGAGCUUCGUUCAUCUCUACGACUUUGACUUCCCUCAUCACAUCUGACGGAAUCACUUCGGUUUCAACGACUGUCCUUACGACGGCGAUUAGUGUUUCCCAGCCUACUGAGACAGCGUCAGGCAACACUUUGUCGCCUAGUGCCUCCUCGGCUCUGAGCUCAACAGAUCCAGACUUUGCAUCGCUCACGUUGUCUACCGCCAGUUCUGACAGUGCGACUAGCAACUCGGCCACAGAUGCUUCAGCGUCCUUGAGCGCGUCAACGGAGACGAGCAGCGCUAGCUUCGAAACAUCAGCUUCUGGUGCUUCCUCGUUCACGUUGUCCGACAUUACCUCAGCUUCGCUCAGUAGCGAGGCCACUAUUUCUGGAAGCACAGCCUCGGCCUCGGCCUCUGAUACAGACACUGCCCUGUCGAACGUUUUCACCAGCGCUUCGUCUUCAGAAUCUGUGGUCAUCACCGCUAGCACCGACUCUGCGGGCUCGUCAGCCACCACCUUCAGCUACACAGUCACCCCUGAGAGUGUCACCACAGACUCGGCGUCGAGCCUGUCUUCGGCCUUCUCCGAUUCGAGCUCAUUCGGCAGUGUCAGCGCCAGUGAGACAAACAGCGCCAGCACAACUGAUACUUUCAGCGAUGUCUUCCAGUCCACAGCCAGCACAGAUUCGGCGUCCUCUGAGAUUACCGGUUCCGCUAGUGAUAGCUUCACCAGCUUCGCUACAUCUUCUGACCCUGCCAGUGCUACCAGCACCAGCGCUUUCACAUCCGACCCUACGUCUUCAUUUGGAUCAACGUCAGUGGAGGAGGCUUCGUUCAUCACAACCAGUGACGGGACCUCGACCUUCGUCACUUCUGUCUCGAUCUCGAGCCCCACGACUCAGUCAUUCUCGGAUGAGACAUCAAGCGCUUUCUCAACGGAGUCAUCCAUCUCGGCGUCAGACCUGAGCUCAUCCGCUUUCACCACCGACUCGGCCUCUACUAACUCUGUGUCUGAUCUUACUUCUGGCUCUUUCAGCUCCGAGUUCUCCUCAAUCACCCCUACAUCGCUGUCUUCUGUCUCGGGCGAGUCCGCGUCUUCCGUCUCACUCACCGACUCUUCGGCGCUAGGCCAAUCCCUCGUGUCCACUUCGAGUGACGAGACAGGUUCGGCAACUCAGUCCACGGCACAGACAUCGGCAUCAUUCACCUUGCCGACAUUGACGUCCGUCACUGACUCUGCGUCUCUCUCCGAAUCCGACACGGCCUCCAGCUUCGUGACGCCUACGGUCUCGUCAGAGAGCACCAUCAGCACCGACUCGGACUCGUUGAUUAGCACCACUUCUGGACUUUCCACCACCGAUAGUGUUUCGACUGCGUCGGGCCUGUCGACUGACAGCUUCUCGUCCGCAUCGGCCCUUACAUCUCAGUCUGAGUCUGCUUCGUCCGCAAGCGAGUCCGGAUCAACUUCGCUGGACCUUGACACGUUGAUUAGCACGACAAACUCGGCUGAGUCAACGAUCUCCAGCGGCACAGAGACUCCAUCGACCUUGAGCUCUGCUUUCACAACGGAGUCUACGGAUUCCGCACUCUCAAGCAGCACGGAAUCGGCCUCUGGGGUCACCUCGGAUCUCACAACGGCAUCCACUGAAUCUGGUCUGUCCACAGCAUCAACUGAGUCCGGUUUCUCAACAGCAUCGACGGAAUCUGGCUUAUCCACAGCGUCAACUGAAUCGGGAGUCUCACAGACUUCCACAGCUUCAGACCCCACCAUUACCAUUAGCUUCAUCACAUCAUUGGAGACUACAGACUCGGCUGGUUUCCAGUCAUUCACCACCUUCACGACCAGCUCAGAAGUGAGCAUCUCGGCAGACUCAUCCGCCGCGACUAUUUCGAGUGAUACCGAGAGCACGUCUUUCACGUCGUUCUCUUCCGCCUCUGAGACUGACUCAGUCACCUCUCUUUCUUCCGACAGCGCGCUGAGCUCCUUCACGGAUAGCAGCUCAUUCUCGGUGGAGACCACCUCUGGCAACACUGUGUCCAGUGAAGACAUCUCUAGCGACACGGCCUCCACCCAGUCUGCCGUGUCGACAGACAGCACUUCAUCUGAUUCUCUCCAGGACAGAUCUCUGGAGUCAACAUCCACGGACAGCGGUACCGAGUCGACUCUGUCUAUUUCAACCGCUUCUGGUGAGAGUUCAAUCAGCUCGAGCGAUGCUACCACGACAUCCGGUUUCACGUCUAGCGAGACUGAAUCUUUCUCCACUCUGCCUAGUGCUUCCCCAGGCGCCACCACGAGUCUCUCAUCAGUUGAGACGGGCACCACAUCCAGCUUUUCUGCAUCUGAGUCGGACAUUACUUCAACGAGCCUGGACCCGUCGACCGGUUCCACCACGCUGGCAAGCGAGACUAUCAGUUCCGCAACCAGCCUGGAGCUCGACAGUCUGUCGUCCUCGACCGACUCUUUGUCUACUGGCUCUGUGAGCAGCGGCGAUAGCACGAUCUCCUCAUUUACAGACUCAGCCUCCACAGACUCAGCCUCGGCAGAAACCUCGUUCAGCUUGACGACAUCGACUUUCGAGUCUUCAGGGUCCUUGACUGAGUCGGUCUUCACUCUUACCCCUAGCACAACGAGCAACUCGUUCAGCUCAGAGUCAAUCGCCUCUGAGUCGAGUGACAGCUUGACUAGCGACAGCGCUUCAAUCACCGGUACCUCGGCGACAUUGACUGUCUCAAGUGAGACCGAUACUACACUAUUCGACAGCUUCUCUCCCACUUCGACGCUCUCUGGCGAGAGCACGGCAUCCACUGGAGACAGCACCUCGACUGAGAGCUUCUCAACAGAGAGUGCGUCGACGGACAGUAUCUCGACGGCUAGCAUCUCAACCGACAGCAUUUCCACCGAUAGCGCUUCGACUGCUAGUAUCUCUACCGACUCUAUCUCCACAGAUAGCAUCUCGACCGCUAGCAUUUCGACGGAUUCUAUCACAACAGAUAGUGCCUCAACUGACAGCUUCUCAACCGCCAGCGUUUCGACCGAAUCCAUCUCCACUGACAGUGUUGCCACGGACAGUCUCAUCACUGCAAGUGUAUCGACGGAUAGCAUUUCUUCCGACACUAUUACAGCGAGUGCCACUUUCUCAACCGACACUGCUUCCACCGAUAGCAUCUCUACGGACAGCGCCUCUACGGAUAGCAUUUCCUCCGACACUAUUACAGCGAGUGCCACCUUCUCAACUGACUCUGCAUCCACCGAUAGCAUCUCUACGGACAGUGUCUCCACGGAUAGCAUCGAUCCCCAGAGCCUUGUUUCCACUGAUUCUGCUUCAUCCGACAGCAGCGCAACCGGCUUGACGACUCUCAGCGAUGCUACUAGCACGACGGACUUUAGCGUGUCUCUCUCAACGGACUCCGUGACGAGCGCUUCGGACACUAGCGGUCUAACCACUGGAACUGAGUCGACAGACUCAAUAACGACUGCAUCGGAGACUAGCGCGUUUACCACUGGAACCGAAUCGACAGACUCAGUAACAAGCGCCUCGGACACAGCCAGCGGGCUGACUACUGGCACAGAGUCGACAGACUCGAUUACGACCGCAUCAGAAACCAGCGCUCUCACGACUGAAAGUGCGUCCACGGACUCGCUUUCUUCCUUGAGCGCGGCCACAAGUGACUCCAGCCAGUCAGUCGAGAGCCAGAUCUUCCAGACCGUAUCCUCUGAUAGCACCGCGUCGGCGUCGACCGCGACAGAGUCGACUCUGUCCGACAUCACAGCAUCAGAGAGCACGGUGUCAGAAAGCACGGCAACCGACAGCGCCUCAACUCAGAGCACGUUCUCUGACAGCAUUACGACCGGCAGCACUGCAACGGCCAGCACUACCAGCGAGACUGGAAUCACUUCCAGCAGCGAGAGUGUCUUGACUGAUGCUUUCACAACUGAGAGCACCGCAACGGACAGCACUGCUACAGAGAGCAUCACUUCUCAGAGCACGGCAUCAGACAGCGCCAUCACUCAGAGUCUGUCGACAGAGAGCACCGGCACAGACAGCACAGCCAGCGAGACUGGAGUAACUUCCAGCAGCGAGAGUGUGCUGACCGAUGCUUUCACAACUGAAAGUACGGCGACCGAUAGCAUCUCAACUUUGAGCACGGAAACUCAGAGCACAGCUACCGACAGUUCGGCAACCGACAGCAUCUCAACACAGAGCACCGCCUCAGAGAGCACGGCUACCGACAGCUCCGCAACUGACAUUUCAACGCAGAGCACUGCCACAGAGAGCACCGCGACCGAGUCCGGAGCUUCCACUAGUAGCGAGUCAGUUCUCACUGAUUCUCUCAUCACUUCCGCGACCGAAAGCAUCUCGACUCAGAGCACAGGAUCGGAUAGCACAGCAACUGAAACUGGAGUGUCCUCCAGCAGCGAGUCGGUCUUCACUGAUUCUCUCAUUACUUCAGCAACCGAUAGCAUCUCUUCACAGAGCACCGCCACAGAUAGGACUGCUUCUGAGACUGGCGUGUCUUCCUCCAGCGAGUCUGUUCUCACCGAUGCUUUCACAACUUCAGCUAGUGAGAGCACGGCAAGUGACAGCACGGCAUCAGGAAUCACAGCAACGGACAGCAUUUCAACAGACAGUACAGCUACAGAUAGUACAGCAAGUGAGACUGGAGCCUCGUCAAGCAGUGAGACGGUUCUUAGCGACGCCUUCACCACCUCAACUCAGGACUCGACAUCCUUGUCGGAAAGCAUCAGCGCUACGGUUAUCACUUCUGAUGGUAUCACAACCACGCUGUCAGAUCUUACCACUGCCUCCACAGACAGUGCCGCGUCAGACAGCUCCUUGUCAACAACUACCGACGCUUCUCAGACGGGCUCAGAUAUCUCCACCGCUAGCGAGAGCACUGCAUCUGGAGCCACGUCCUCAGACGCCACGGCCACAUCAUCGGGAGACAUUCUGUCUGAUAUUCUCUCGCUCAGCUCCACUGAUUCUGCGUCUUCGGCCAGCACUGCGUCAAUCACAGACGGGGAGUCAACGACUCAGCCAACCAUCAGCGCUACGGAGUCGGACCUCACAGCAUCAUCGACAGGAAUUACCUCAUCUGACGACCUUUCCACCGCGUCGACUGAUUCAUCUACUGGAGUUACCUCGGCCUUCUCAACAGACUCAGAAACAGCGACCGCAUCGGACGCUAGUAUCUCGUCUUCAGAGACUGCCUUGUCAAACGCAUUCUCAUCUCCCACAAGCGACUCCGAGACUGCUUCCACCACGCAGGAUACUUCUUCGGCAUUCACAGGAACGACAUUGUCAGACGGCCUUUCAAUCACCGCCACGGAUUCGACAACCCAGGUUAGCUCAACUGUCUCUUCCGAUGGAGAGACAGCCACCACCUCGGAUGCCAGCAUCUCCUCGUCAGAGACUGUCUUGUCGGAUGGCUUCUCUUCGACUACAGGUGAUGCAUCGACUGCGUCUGAUGUCUCUUCGACAGCGUCGGAUCCAACGGGCGAGAGCGCUACUCUCUCAGACACGCUCAUCACCAGCGCUCCUUCAACUUCGGAUACAGCCACCGCCAGCACUGCCGCUUCCUCGGACGACACCAGCUUGCUAUCGGAUGUGGUAUCAUCUACUGACAGUCUGACGACGGAUGGCGCAAGCUCCACGGAAGCCUCGGCGUCUUCCACGGACACCGUCACUUCCGCCGAUGCUACGGCCACGGAUAGCUCCAGUGUCCUUUCAGACCCAACCGCCUCAUCUGAUACUUUGACUUCAUUGUCGGCUACCUCCUCAGAUGACGCGCUAUCCAACGUCCUUUCAUCUACUGACGCUACUGCCACGUCGGACAGCAGCGCAUCAGACACUGCUUCGGCAUCUGACUCCGGCAUCACCAGUCCGGCAUCCCUCUCUGAGACGGACACGGCUUCCAUCACUUCAGAUGCUACUGGCGUUACUUCUUUGGAUUCCGAUCUCUCAACGCAAGCCACCUCUAAGGACUUAAUAACUGGCUUGUCUACCGACUCGGCUAGUGAAACAUCUGCCACUGGAGCCACGUCCAUCACCGAUCCCGCUUCGUCUGCUACCGGCGACCUUUCUAUCGAUCCUGAUCUGCUCACCCAGGACAGCUCUACGGAUUCUCUCACGGCAUCUACGACCGAUCCAGCUAGUGACACAGCAUCAACCGAUGUUUCAUCUGCCACUGACAUUACGUCUGCCACUGACAUUACGUCUGCCACUGACAUUACGUCUGCCACUGACAUUACGUCUGCCACUGACAUUACGUCUGCCACUGAUAGUGCUUCUACUACCGACAGUGCUUCUGCCACUGAUAGUGCUUCUGCUACCGAUAGUGCUUCUGCUACCGACAGUGCUUCUGCCACCGAUGUUGCAUCUUCCGCAACUGGUAGCAUUUCCGUGGAUCCUGAUCUCCAGAGCCUCACCUCAACCGGUGGAGUUACGUCCUCUGAGAGCGGCGCGACAGCAGACCCGACUUCCUCCGCAUCUCUCACCGACAGCGCCAUCUCGGCCACCGGCACGUCGCAGACUGACAGUCUGUCGACUCAAGCCAGCACGACAGAUGAUUCUCUAUCAUCAUUGACUAGCGCGUUGAGCGAUGCUCUCACGUCAUCAGAGUCAACGGCGUCGGUGUCGGCCAGCGCGACAGAUUCAGCCAGCUUGACGGACCCGGCGAGCGCAACGGACUCGGCCAGUGCUACCGACUCAGACACGGCCUUGCCGGCUAGUUUGACGUCGAGUGGUGCAGCUUCGGUUACGAGCUCAGCGGGCGAGAGCAACACGGAUAUCUCAGUCUCGGCUACUGAGACUUCAUCGGCCUCAUUGACAACUUCAGAAGACGCUACCAGCUCCCUGGAAACAGCAUCGGUUACGGGAACUGCCUCAGCGACGAGCUCAGCUGACGAGGACAUUCUAUCCUCACUUCUCAGCUCAACAGCAUCUGAUUCAGUCACAUCGUCGGACACAGGAGCCUCAGCUACGACAGAUAGCACAGCAUCCCUGACGACCGCGGAAUCUUCCAACGACUUGUCGUCUGUGCUGAGCUCUACUUCGUCGCCCACGGCCACUCUUCCCGUCGACACCCAGAUUCUGCAGAGCACCACGUCCUCUUCCACUGGUUUGGCAUCAUCAGAGAGCGCGGCCGCAUCUUCGGCUAGCUCUGCAGCCAGCGAGGCGUCCUCAUCUCAAGCAGAGUCGGCCUCCAGCUCCCAGGGUGCCAGCAGCAUCGCUUCUUCGGCAACCACAAGCGGUCCAUCAGCCACCACUGCGCUCUUUGACACAAUCUCGAUUCCUUACACUGGAUCAAUCGGCGCUUCUGGCACUAUCCCACUUACCACCUUCCUACCGACAGGUACAGGACGUGGAACAGUUGUGGUGGGCACCAACCCUGCAGCCUUCGUGACGUCGACUGUCAGCGCCGGUAUAUCGUUGAACGCAGCGGUAGAAAUCGCAAGUCUUGUGACGGUCUCAAUUAUUGCCCCUAUUGGAACCUUGCCUGGAGUUUUCAUCGUGUCGCCUGUACUCAGGGCACGCUUCCUGACCACCACGGUUCGGUACACGCCUACUGCAGGAGAGCAGAUCACCGCACCGACGGUCCUGACAUCGCUUGAUCCCUCAGGAACUGCUCCGGGAAUAAUUGUCAUUGCUGCCCCUGAGUCUUUCUUCUCAACGACGGAUGCCGCUACAUCGGCUGCUACGACAGAUCCAUCAGUCAGUGACGCCAGCACCGACGCAUCAGCGUUGCCCUCGUCUUUGCCUGCGACAGCCACUCAGACGGCAUCAACCUCACUGGAUCUGGACAUUCUUUCCUCAACUUCUGCAAACUCCCCAACUUCUGCCUCGGCCUCAGAAGACCCAACGGCUACCUCGUCAGGCUCAACUGGCGAGAGCUCGUUAGUCGCUACACCGACAUCGGAUGCCACGGGAACUGGCUCCGAUCCUUCUUCGGCUACAGCCUCUGGAGACGCAUCCACAUCCUCGGGCGCUCUUCCCGCUAGUCUCACGAGCCUCUUGUCGUCUGCCACUGAUGUUGCCUCAGAGACCCAAGCUACUACAGGUCCUGCCUCCUCAGUUGCCUCGCCUUCAGCUUCAAUCAGCCUGGACGACGACUUGACCUCCAGCACCGCCUUCUCUAGCGCUUCGAACCCUGCGACCGACUCAUCCAUCAUCGCCAGCAGCUCAACAGACUCUGCACUUGGUCAAGAGACCGUAAGCUCAUCUGCGGGCGCUACCACGUCCAACGGGGGUUCCUCGGCAGGCUUGACAAGCAACGUUUCACCGACAGCUUCCGUGUCCGGUGAUCCCACUGAAGCCACGCCUGGUAGCACGUCUAUUCCCGAGACUUCGGUCGCAUCAACCGCCUCGGCCGGCGCUACGAGCGAGGCUUCUCAGGCAUCAAGCGGUAGCAGUGCUCAAGAUACCGCUGCUCAGUCAAGCACCGAUCCUCUGGGUGCCACCCUGCUGCCAACGUCGUCUGGCGCAGGUUCAUCACCAGUUGCUUCAGCAGAUGCGUCCAGCACUUCGGCAGAGGUCACAAGCCAAGACACCGUCAGCUCUGUUGCAACCACUGCCGCCACAGGUGCGCAGUCCGCGAGCGCUUCAAGCCUCGCUGGAACCUCUACCGAGCCCGCUGUCAGUGCAAGCAGCGCACAAGAUACCUCGGUUUCGGUAUCUGCUAGUGCGACAGAAGUCAUCUCCCAGACAAGCGCAGCCAGCUCUGCGGUCUCAUCGAGCGCAGCCGCUUCAACCGCUUCAGAAAGUGUCGACGAUCAGAUCUUCAGCUCCACGGCUAUCUCGUCCGGUGGUCCCAUCUCUUCAACGGCAACUGCCACUUCCGCCUCGGUCGAUCCUCAAAGCCUUACGGCAUCGGCAAGCUCAUCGGAGGGCAGUCUCAUCCCGUCAAGCACGCAGGCCACUGUGGGAUCGGGUACGAGCACGUCGCCGGCCAUUGAGUCAACUAGCUCCCAGGAGUCUGUCAUUCAGUCCAGCUCAGCUGAACCUACGGUCGCAUCUUCCCUUGGUGCUAGCUCCAGCGCGAUCCAGUCUGCAUCCUCAGAGAUCGCAAGCUCUUCAGCCGCGCUGUCCAGCGCAGCCGCAUCAUCUGCUCAAGCCAGCUCCUCCUCAAGCGAGCUCGUGGAGUCAAACAUCUUGGGCUCCUCGCAGCAGUCGACAGCCGUCGCUUCUACUUCAAGCAACGGUGCCACCUCUGCGUCCAGCCCGGCGGCAUCUAGCAUAGAGCCAUCCGCUUCGGCCACAUCAGCCGCGGUCUCCUCGGCCAUCCCGUCUUCCACCAUUCCGGCAUCCAGCACCCCGGCUUCAAUUAGCUCCUCCGUCUUCUCAACAUCCCAAGAGCUUGACACCAUCAUCCCCAGUUCGACAGCUGCUGUAUCAAGCUCACAGGCUGCGGCAUCAAGCUCUGUGGCUGCAAGCUCCUCGGCCGCCAACUCUGCCCAGAGUUCUGCUGCUUCCAGCUUGUCUUCGUCAAACGCUGCAGUCUCAAGCUCUGCUAUUUCGAGCGCACCAGCUACUUCAUCAGAAACAGGUCUCGACAACAUUCUGUCCUCGUCAAGCUUGGCCGGUGCUUCAAGCUCCGCUGCUGUCUCUUCUGCACAGGUUUCCUUGUCACCUGCAGUUUCGGCCAGCGCAACUCCCUCGGGCGUCUCUUCAGUCUUGUCGUCAGCUAGCUCUGCAGCCGCUUCUUCAGCAGCCGCAUCAGCUGCCUCGUCUGUUGUCUCAUCGAGCAUCGCAUCCAGCAACGCGGCAAGUGCUCAGGCAAGCAGCUCUGCAGCCAAUCCUUCAAGCAGUCUCACCGGCCUUGACAACAUCUUGUCUAGUUCCUCGACUGCUGCCCCCGCAGUUUCGUCUAGUUCAGCUGCCGCAUCAGCAUCUCAGUCUUCCUCAGCGGCUGCUUCCUCUGCGGCGGCUUCCUCUGCGGCAUCAUCUGCACCCGCAAGCAGCGCAGCUGCCAGCUCAUCAGCCAUCUCGUCGGCUGUAUCGUCAGCAAUCUCGUCAGCUGCAGCUUCAGCCAGCAGCUCUGCUGUCAAUCCUUCAAGUAGCAUCUCCGGCCUAGACAACAUCUUGUCUAGUUCCUCAACCGCCGCCCUCGCACCUUCAUCCACCGCUGCCUCGCCAGUGGCCUCAUCCUCAUCUCCCGCUGCACAAACGAGCAGCGCAGCAGCAAGUGCGUCGGCCAGCGCCGCAGCUGCCUCAUCAGCAGCGUCAGCAGCGGUGUCUUCAGCUAGCAGAUCAAGCAGUUCAGCCGUUGCUCAAGCCAGCAGUUCAGCUGCCAACCCUUCGAGUAGCCUCUCAGGCCUUGACAACGUCUUGGCCAGCUCGACUACUUCUUCUGUCCGAUCAUCAUCUGCGCCUGCCUCGGCAGCGGCAUCUUCUUCAGCUCAGCCCGCAGCUGCCUCAAGCUCCGCAGCUGCAUCAUCCGCAGCAGCACCAGCAGCUUCAUCAUCCUCGGCGGUGCGGUCCUCCUCUGCAGCCGCAGCUCAAAGUAGUUCUGCAUCACCGUCGGUCAACGCGGCCUACGUCACAUCGCAGGUGUUCAGCGCCGGUAUCACCGCCCCUACGACUAUAUCCACUGUCGCGCCGCAGGGAAGUGCCGCUGGUACAUAUAUCGUGGCCCAGCCAGCGCUUUUCGUCACCUCUCAGGUGUUUAGUGCUGGCAUCACCGCCCCUACGACCGUCGCAACUGUCGCGCCGCAGGGCACUGCUGCUGGUACAUAUGUUGUGGCCCAGCCCGCGCUGUUCGUCACAUCACAGGUUUUCAGCGCUGGUCUCACUGCUACCUCAACAAUCUCGACCAUUGCGCCACAGGGUACCGCUCCUGGCACUUACAUCGUGGCCCAGCCUGCUCUCUUCGUCACCUCUCGGGUGAUUAGCGCUGGUAUCACCGCUCCCUCGACAAUCUCAACUAUCGCGCCGCAGGGCAGUGCCGCUGGCACGUAUGUCGUAGUCCAACCUGCGGUCUUCGUCACUUCUCAGGUUCUCUACACUGGAGGUGACCCAGCUGUGACCGCUCCAACCGCAAUCUCGACGAUUGCGCCCUCUGGAACGGCACCGGGCACUGUGAUCGUCGCCUCUCCUGGAUCGUACGUCACCUCACGAGUUCUGUACACUGGAACGAAUACAGCAGUCACAGGACCAACUCGAAUCUCAACCAUCCUUCCGUCAGGAUCAGUGGCUGGAACAAUCAUUGAGGCCGAUCCUGCUUCGUACAUCACCACGACAGUGCAGUACAGCGGCCCGAGUACUCUGACUGGUCCCGUUGCAAUUUCCACCAUCGCCCCUACUGGAGUCGGCGCUCCUGGAACGAUCAUUGUUGCGACACCAGCAGCAGUCUUCGUGACCUCUCAAGUGCCGUACGGUGGUACAGUUGCUCUUACGGCGCCGACAACAAUCGCGACCAUAGCUCCUAGCGGAACGAACCCGGGCACAUACCUCGUUGCUAGCCAAGCCCUUCUCUUUGUCACUUCUCAAGUGGCAUACAGCGGCACAGCUGCCAUCACAGCGCCUACAACGAUAGCAACGAUUCCACCUAUCGGCACUAAUGCCGGCACUUACAUCGUGGCGACUCAGGCAGCCCUAUUUGCUACUUCUCAGGUCGCCUAUAGCGGUACAGCAGCUAUCACAGCUCCCACCACGAUCUCGACCAUUGCUCCGGUUGGCACCAACGCAGGAACAUAUAUCGUGGCGAACCCGGCCCUAUUUAUCACUUCUCAGGUGGCGUAUAGUGGCACAGCCCCCAUCACAGCGCCUACAACGAUAGCAACUAUUCCACCAGUCGGCACUAAUGCAGGCACUUACAUUGUGGCGACCCAGGCAGCCCUUUUCGUCACUUCGCAGGUUGCGUACAGUGGCACGGCAGCUAUCACAGCUCCAACCACGAUCUCGACAGUUGCUCCGGUUGGCACGAACGCAGGCACCUACAUUGUCGCCAACCCGGCUCUCUUCGUUACUUCCCAGGUUGCCUACACAGGUACGGCUGCGAUCACAGCACCAACUACCAUCUCAACAAUCGCGCCUGUGGGUACGAACGCAGGCACUUACGUGGUUGCUGCUCGUUUCAUCACUUCUGCGGUGGUAUACAGCGGCUCAAGCUCGAUCACUGGCCCUGUCCCAGUUGCAACUGUCCAACCAAGCGGCACGGCUCCGGGAGUUGUCGUGGUUGCUUAUCCGGCUUUGUUCGUCACGUCAACUCAGGCGUACUCAGGAACUGUGCCGAUCACAGGCCCAACAACUAUCACGACGAUUGCUCAGCAAGGCACUGUUCCAGCCACCGUGGUCGUGGCAACUCCGGCCCAGCAGGCCUCUUACGUCACUUCAACUCUCUUCCUCACGGCAGCUAACGCUGCCUCAACGACAAUCACAACAAUUUCACCGGCAGGUACUGCACCUGGUACAGUCGUCGUCGGUCUUCCGGCUCUCUUCGUGACGGUCGUCGGUCCAUACAGUGGCACUGCCACACCGACAGGCUCCACAACAGUUUCCAUUGUCCAGCCAUCAGGAACCGCGCCGGGCACUGUGUAUGUCCAAACGCCUACGUCGGCAUCUGCAGUGGCAGCAUCAAGCACACCUGUUCUCGGCCAAAGCUUAGUAGCCAGCUCAACAGCAGCCGCUGCUGCUUCAUCCAGUAGUCUGUCCACUCUGGUUACCAGAGCGGCUACUUCUUCUUCCUCGUCUGCCGCUGCAUUGGGUCAGUCAUUGGUAGCUUCAUCUUCAGCAGCCGCGGCCGCCUCCUCUGCAAGAUCAUCAACAAGCUCUGCAGCGGCGGUGGUGGCGUCAUCGUCCUCUUCAGCACUAUCUGCAAGAGCUGUGUCUUCGUCUCUGUCAAGCUCCGCUGCCGCUGUGUCUUCGUCAAGUAGAGCCGCAGGCAGUAGCAGCAGCAGUAGCUCCAGCAUCAGAUCUACGUCUACCUCAUCAAUCAGUCGAUCGGUAGCGUCAGCCACAGCGGGAGCCGCAUUCUCUUGCCCCACAACUGGAUACUUAGUUCAAAGCGGCAGCAGUGUGACCUUGUACUCUAUCAACCUUGCCAAUGGUGCUCAGACAGUAGUCACAAGCAACCUCGGCGGCGACAACACUCGCAACAUCAACGCCCUUGGUUACAACUCUCGAGAAGAUUACAUGUACGCCAUUUCUCAGCCCAACACCGGAACGAGCGACUACCGCGUCAUCCGUAUCCUUGGCAACGGCAACACGACAACAGUGUCCACAUUUACUCAGGCAUCUAAGCUGUACAACGCUGCCUUCAACACCGGAGAUGUCGACCAAAAUGGUCAGUACUGGAUCUCAACCAGCGGUAUCGACUGGUACCAGUACGACUUCUUGCCUGGUUCGGCCACGUACGGAAGACUGGUUGGAUCAGGACUGGUUGACGGCGGAGCCGAUGGGUACACCGUGGGAGACUGGAGUGUUGUUCCUGGAUCCGGAGGUGGAGAUCUUUGGACAAUCGGUGUCAAGAACUUCAACUGCGUCCUCAUGAGAUGGAGCCGCACCACCAAGGACUGGACCAUCGGACAGAGCCUGGGCGCUUUGACCGGUGUCACAUCCGGAACCGCACCAUUCUGGGGUGCUACCUACGCUACGACUGACGGAUACCUCUACGCCGUUGAGAACAACUCCGGACAGGUCUGGAGAAUCGACGUCGACGGAUCAUCUCCUCCGGUUCAACAAACGAGCGUACCGUCUACGAGCAGGAACGAUGGAGCCAGAUGUUUGGAUUCAGGAAGCGUCUAA
This is a messenger RNA of Colletotrichum gloeosporioides, 18933 nucleotides long. RefSeq lists its product as uncharacterized. The transcript has a single exon. The coding region runs from base 1 to 18933 and encodes 6310 amino acids. Gene Ontology annotation, molecular function: neurexin family protein binding. Gene Ontology annotation, biological process: exocytosis. The record is from RefSeq and is a predicted model, not a curated record. NCBI's taxonomy places the organism in Eukaryota, Fungi, Ascomycota, Sordariomycetes, Glomerellales, Glomerellaceae.